AUGGGCAAACGUGGGCAUACUGCCAUUGAUUUUAUUUCCGCGCUCAACGAUGGAGUCAUGCAAAUUGUUCACUGGAUUAUGGUUUUCGCACCGAUUGGCAUCUUCGGGCUAGUUGCAGGUCGAAUUGGACGUGCCGGUGGAUUCACCCAAUUUUUGCCGGAGCUGCUUGCAGUUGGAAAAUAUAGCUUCACAGUCAUAUUUGGACUCGCUAUACAUGCCGUUAUUGCGUUGCCGAUAAUCCUCUUUUUGGUUGGCAAACGGAAUCCAUUGACCUACGUAAAAGGGAUGGGAGCAGCGCUGUUAAACGCUUUCUCCACAGCAUCAAGUUCAGCGACGCUGCCGUUGACAAUGGAAGGCACCGAGAAAAAAAAUGGUAUAUCCAAUCGGACUUCGAGUUUUGUCUUACCGCUCGGCGCAACCAUUAACAUGGACGGCACUGCCCUUUACGAAGCUGUUGCUGCGAUGUUCAUUGCACAGGUCUAUGGAAUAGACCUAGGCCCUGUGGAGCAGGUCGUCAUCUUUCUGACUGCGACGGUUGCUGCUAUCGGUGCCGCAGGUAUUCCUGAGGCAGGCCUUGUGACAAUGAUGAUUGUCUUAAAAGCCGUUGGGCUGCCGAUCGAAGGUAUCGGGUUAAUCCUGACUAUCGAUUGGUUCCUUGACCGAUGCCGGACAACCGUCAACGUCUGGGGCGACAGUGUUGGCGCAGGUGUUAUUGAGACACUUGAAUCUGAAGUUGCUCCAGAACAAGGGGCAGAUUCUCCUUAA
Geodia barretti is the source of this 765-nucleotide messenger RNA. NCBI's taxonomy places the organism in Eukaryota, Metazoa, Porifera, Demospongiae, Tetractinellida, Geodiidae. The record is from the annotation of a GenBank genome assembly.